This is a messenger RNA of Cavenderia fasciculata, 789 nucleotides long. RefSeq lists its product as uncharacterized. The record is from RefSeq and is a predicted model, not a curated record. The transcript has 2 exons. The coding region runs from base 1 to 789 and encodes 262 amino acids. NCBI's taxonomy places the organism in Eukaryota, Evosea, Eumycetozoa, Acytosteliales, Cavenderiaceae.
AUGCCACGUACAACUCUUUUAUCACAAAAUAAUAGUUGUUCUUCAUCUUCUUCAUCUUCAGCUUCAUCAUUAGAUAUUAAUAAUCAUAUAAUGGAUAGAAAGGAAUCGAUUCAAGUAUUGACAAUUGUUAGUAAUAUAGAUGCACUACCAUUUAGAAAUUGUAGAAUAUCACAAGCAUCACAGAUACUGUCAUGUGCAUCAAAGGUACAUGUUCAACCUGGUACACUCAUCAGAAUCGAUCAAUCAAAUGAUUUAUACUUUAUAUUGGAUGGUUCAUUGAGUAAUCACAAUGAUGGCGACGAUGAUAGUGGUAACAACGACGAAGACCAAAAAGUUUGUAGUAGCAGUGACGAUGAAACUGAUGACAAUGGAGACAUUAAUGAUGUCAUCAAAGGUGGUGAAAAGAGUGAUCAAGAUGUUCACCUUGGAAAGAGAAAGAGAUCAGACGAUGAUGAUGGUGGCGACUGUGACAACAAUCAGGAUGAUGAUUUAUCAGAGACUUUAUUAAAGUCAGAUGAUCAUUGUCAAGUCGAGACUCACAGCAGCAGCAGCAACAAACAGUCAAACUACAAAAAAGGAAAGAAUCAAACAAGUUUGUCAUUUUCGACGACGACAACAACAACAACAAUCGACAAGACUAGUCAUCAAACACCAUUAUCAUGUCUUAAAUAUUCGUCUGGUGAUUAUCUAACUUGUCAACACAACUCUAAUCAUUGUUUUAUUGCUGACACACCUGUUGAAUUGAUUAAAUUUAGAGGUGUUUUGGCUAUUUUCAAAGAUUGGGAUUAA